ACGGGAUGGCGUGGGGGGAGGCCCUCCUGGCGGUGGUGGCGGCGGCGGCGCUGGCCUCCGCCUCCCAGGGCGACAGGGAGCCCGUCUACCGGGACUGCGUGCUCAAGUGCGAGCAGCGGAACUGCUCCGGGCUCGCGCUGCGGCACUUCCGGUCCCGCCAGCCAAUCUACAUGCGCGUGGCAGGCUGGACCUGCCGGGAUGACUGCCUGUACGACUGCAUGUGGCUGACGGUCGGCCUCUACCUCCGGGACGGCUACGGCGUGCCUCAGUUCCACGGCAAGUGGCCCUUCUCCCGGUUCCUGUUCUUCCAGGAGCCUGCCUCGGCCUUGGCCUCCUUCUUCAACGGCCUUGCCAACUUGGUCAUGCUAAGUCGCUACCGCACCGCCGUGCCCGCCGCCUCCCCCAUGUACCCCACCUGCGUAGCCUUCGCCUCGGUCUCUCUUAACGCCUGGUUCUGGUCAACGGUGUUUCACACGCGGGACACCAGUCUGACCGAGAAAAUGGAUUACUUCUGCGCCUCGGCCGUGAUCCUGCACUCCGUCUACCUGUGCUGCGUGAGGACCCUGGGGCUCCGGAGGCCGGCCCUGGCCAGCGCUUUCGGGGGCGUCCUGCUGCUGCUGUUAGCCGGGCACGUGACGUACCUGACCCUCGUCCGCUUCGACUACGGCUACAACAUGGCAGCCAACGUGGGCUUCGGCCUGGUGAAUCUGGUGUGGUGGCUGGGCUGGUGCCUGAGGAACGUCCCGCGCCUGCCCCACGUGUGGAAGUGCGCCGUGGUGAUGGUGCUGCUGCAGGGGCUGGCCCUGUUGGAGCUGCUCGAUUUCCCGCCCAUCUUCUGGGUCCUGGACGCUCACGCGCUGUGGCACAUCAGCACCAUCCCCGUCCACGUGCUCUUCUACAGCUUCCUGGUGGACGACAGCCUGUACCUGCUCAGGGCAACCGAAGAGGGACUGAAGAUGGACUGACGGGGCCUUGGCCGGAGCCCUUCCUCCCCUGCGGCCGCGCCCGGGCCCCGACGCCUGGGUUCCCUUUGGCUUCCU
Messenger RNA from Tachyglossus aculeatus (Australian echidna), 1040 nucleotides. RefSeq names its product post-GPI attachment to proteins phospholipase 3 (gene PGAP3). NCBI's taxonomy places the organism in Eukaryota, Metazoa, Chordata, Mammalia, Monotremata, Tachyglossidae. Gene Ontology annotation, molecular function: hydrolase activity, acting on ester bonds. The transcript is spliced from 8 exons. The record is from RefSeq and is a predicted model, not a curated record. Gene Ontology annotation, cellular component: endoplasmic reticulum membrane. Gene Ontology annotation, biological process: GPI anchor biosynthetic process. The coding region runs from base 6 to 965 and encodes 319 amino acids.